This is a messenger RNA of Penicillium daleae, 1629 nucleotides long. RefSeq names its product MFS transporter. Gene Ontology annotation, cellular component: membrane. The record is from RefSeq and is a predicted model, not a curated record. NCBI's taxonomy places the organism in Eukaryota, Fungi, Ascomycota, Eurotiomycetes, Eurotiales, Aspergillaceae. The transcript is spliced from 4 exons. Gene Ontology annotation, biological process: transmembrane transport. Bases 1 to 1629 code for a protein of 542 amino acids. Gene Ontology annotation, molecular function: transmembrane transporter activity.
AUGUCCUCACCACCAUAUUCCGCCCCACACAACAAGGGCGACGCGACCGGCCCAGAGAGCGCGCGCUCCAACACUAGUUUCAGCAGCCAACCAGCCAUGAAAGCAGGGGAAGGAGAAGAUCCUGCAAAGGGCGCGACACAUGAGCCAAAGCGGGACUUAGAAGCAGCGCCUAAGCACUCAUACGGAGAAGGACCAACCAAAGAAAUAGAGAACAACGAUGUUACACUUGUUACAUGGAAUGGCCCCGAAGACCCCGACAACCCCAAAAACUGGCCAACAAAGAAGAAAUGGCUAGCCGCCGUUCUCGUGUCAUUCUUUACUUUCAUAUCCCCUGUCUCAUCUUCCAUGGUCGCACCAGCGUUGGAAAGCAUCGCUGUCGAGUUUAAGAUAACGGACGAUGUGCUCUUAGAGCUGACACUGUCAACCUUCGUGUUGGCAUAUGCAGUUGGGCCACUGUUCCUUGGUCCACUAUCUGAGAUAUAUGGCAGGAAGAUGAUACUGCAGCUCACUAAUUUGUUUUAUAUUGUCUUUAACGUUGCUUGUGGUGUCUCUAAAUCGACUGGGCAGAUGAUUGCGUUCCGUUUCCUCUCUGGACUUGGGGGAAGUGCACCACUAGCGAUUGGAGGAGGUGUUCUUGGAGAUUGCUUUCGUCCCGAAGAGCGUGGAAAGGCCCUCGCCAUAUACGGUCUCGCUCCUCUACUGGGACCCGCUAUCGGACCCAUAGCUGGUGGAUUCAUUGCAGAGAAUACCACAUGGCGAUGGGUGUUUUACGCAACUUCUAUCACGGCAGGAGUCAUCCAAAUCGCUGGGCUUUUCUUCCUGCCAGAGACGUAUGCUCCAGUGAUUCUGGGCAAUAAAGCCAAGAAGCUUCGGAGGGAGACAGGAAAUCAAAAUUACCAGACUGAGAGUCAGCGACAACAGCGGAGUCCUGGGAAGAUCAUUAGUACAGCAUUAAUUCGCCCGUUCCGGCUUCUGACCACACAGUCCAUUGUGCAAAUCUUGGCCGUAUAUAUGGCUAUCGUUUACGGGACUAUGUACCUAACCUUGGCUACUUUUCCAACCCUGUGGACAAGCAAAGCAUACUACGGCGAGUCAGCGGGCAUCGGUGGUCUGAACUACAUCUCCAUGGGAUUAGGCUUCAUGCUAGGCUCUCAAAUCUGCGCCCCACUCAUCGACCGUAUAUACCGACAUCUAAAAAGCCGCAACAACAACGUCGGCCGACCAGAAUUUCGAGUCCCCUUAAUGACCGUAGCGGCAUUCUGCAACCCCGUUGGGCUUUUCAUCUAUGGCUGGACCGCACAAAGACACUGCCACUGGAUCACACCCAACAUCGGUAUUUGCAUCUUCAGCAUCGGCAACAUUGUCGCGUUCCAGUGUAUCCAGACCUACAUUGUCGACUCGUAUACACGAUAUGCGGCGAGUGCCCUCGCUGCCGCGGCGUUUCUGCGCUCCCUUGCUGGCUUUAGUUUCCCGCUUUUUGCACCUUACAUGUUUGAUUCGCUGGAGUAUGGUUGGGGUAACAGUAUUUUGGCCUUUGUGGCUAUUGCAAUUGGGAUACCUGCGCCUAUUCUGCUUUGGCGCUUCGGGCAAAGAUUGAGAGCGGCAAGUCCCUUUGCUGCAGGAGGGUAA